AUGUCUACCAACAGCGACACUGAUCUCUCUUUUCGCGACCCAUUUCGACUAGACCGCCUGGCCGAUGAAUUGGCCACUCGAGAAUCCACACACCCCGCCCCUCUUCGACUGUCAGGAGAAAUAAACUCCACCCUUGAACUUCCUGAACAUGUUCCGCUGUCACAUAAUGAUCAGUUCUUAAGUGCAAAAGACUUUAAUGUCGAACAAUUUCUUCUUUCCCGAGCUCACAUUUCACUGCCUGAUCUACGCACGGAGCUUCGCCAAUAUCUUGCUAAAUUGAAAGAGGAACUGGUCAAGCUUAUAAACGAUGACUACGAGGCUUUUAUAAGCUUGAGUACCGAUUUACGCGACGAAGGUGCUCGAUUGGAAAGGUUGAAAUAUCCUCUAGAGAGUUUGAAAGGAAGCGCCCUGGAAUCCAAAACAGCUCUACAAGCUAUUCAAAAUGAUAUACACGACAAGCUUACGAAGCGCGCUAGACUUCGUGAGGAGAAAGCCUUGCUCCAUCUUCUUCUGAAAAUCUCUGAGUCUGUGUUGAGAUUGGAGUCGUUGUUGCUGAUUUCUUCCCCGGAUCAAAUUUCUAAAGAGUCGAUGGAGAUGAACAACGCAAAAUUUCUUAUCUUCCCCAGUCAUAGCGAGGAUCAUAGUGACGAAAAACUUCGGGGAAAUCGUGCCAAACAUUUAGGACGAGUUUCAGCAGAAUACACACAGCUUUUAUACUAUGUGAGGAAAGCACAAGAUGAAGAGUGUGCAUUUACUAGGGAGAUUCAAUGGCGUAUUGACAGGAUACAUGCGACGCUAUCAUCCGAUCUCGACCAACUAUUUGCUCAUACCCUUGCGUUAAUUACCAACUCAAAGUCCGACUACAAAGUAUCAGAUCUGGAAAAAAAUAAAUGGAUGGCAGACCUAACUGAAUGUCUUAAAACAUAUGAUGCACUAGGCCUUUGGAGAGAUGCUGAGGACGUUAUCAGACGCGAAGUGGUACGACCUUUUGUGAAAAAAACCAUUUACCCAGGUGCAUUAGCGGAAUCACACUCUCCAAUAGUACCCCGUACUCCUUUUCAUUCUUCAGGUGCAAGUGCCCCCCCCAUGACAUCUACACUAUCAACCCACCAAAUACCGUACACCCCUUUCACCGCUUUCGUCCCCAGAACGAACUUAUACUAUUCUAUGGAUGCAUCUACUGAAAUGCCCCAAGCUCAGCUUCUGGAAAAUACUGACGAUCCCUUGACACGUCUAUUGAACCGGAUACUUCGAUUCGUCGAACGCGAUAUCAGUCGUAUCAUGGUCACUUCAGAGAAGGUUUCUAUGAAGUCAGGUUCUUCAAGGUCAACAUUGAGAACAUCAUUGCUGUCCGAAACCUCAAGGUGCAUUGAUAAUGACGAGUUUCAAAUCAUGGCGAAUGUCAUUUGGGCCGAAAUAGCUCAGUCAAUUAUGAGUGACCUUGGGACUGUCGUGUUUGCUGCCGGAAGAGCAAAUGAGUUCCACAAGCACUACGAAACAACACAAGCAUUCAUUCGCUCCCUUGAGCAUCUUGCGCCGUCUAUCGAGGCUGUGCGGGCAAUGCGCCAGCACCCAUUGUAUUUGGCCUUCGAACGCCGUUGGCAGCUUCCUGUAUACUUUCAGCUGAGAUGGAAAGAAAUUGUUGGCGCUCUUGAGGACACUUUUGCAGCAGAAACAGUGGUUCAAACGACCCGAAAAGGUGGUUCUUACAUCAUGCCACAAGGGUCUGCAGCAUGGAUGUCUAUGACGGCGUGUUGGAGCUCAGAAAUAUAUAUUCCAGAGCUUUCGCAUCGUUUUUGGAGAUUGACGUUGCAGGGUACCGUAUCGCAGAAUCAAACACGGGGGACGCAUCCUCUAGAACCUGUAACAGAUGCGACGGCGUCAGAUGACGUUUUCCUCCAACGUUGCUCAGCCGCCAUUAUUGACAUCAAAACCAUGGAAACAAAUGUUGGAAUACUGUGGCGUCAAACUAUCAGUGUUAUAAUACCAGACGCUUCCGUUGAAGAGAGUUUAGAGAUGGAAAGUGCUCUGCAAGAAAGUAUCUCCCAGCUUACUUCGAUCAUUCCGUCCACUUGCAAGGAUAUCGUCACCAUUCUGACCAAACGCUGUUGUGAAGGGUUGCUUCAUGUCAGAAGUAUACCAUCGCAAUUCAGAGCCAUGUCCAAUAAACGUAUGCCAGCAGAGCCCAGUUAUUUCAUGGGUACAGUACUUCGCCCAAUCAAACAUUAUUUUGCAAUUGGAGUUGCUGACGGUCCUGGAAGUCCGCUUAAAGACUCUUUCUUGAAGGAAAUUUCAAGCGAGAUUUUUGACAAUGUUACACAAAAAUAUAUCGGUUAUCUAAUGGCAAUGAAGAAGACAGAGGAGGGCUUGAAGAAACUCAAGAAGGGGAAGAAAUCAACAUUUUCCCUCUUUGGAAAUGCCCCCAAUCUUAAUGAUGAAGCCAAAGACGAAGAACGGAUCCGCACACAGAUGAUACUCGAUGUAGAAGCGUUCGGAAAGGAUGGAGAAUCCUUGAGUGUUGAAGUGGGUACAAACAAGCACUUCUUAGCUUUAAAAGAAAUGGUGUAUGCUUCGGAUAUAUGA
Psilocybe cubensis is the source of this 2583-nucleotide messenger RNA. RefSeq lists its product as uncharacterized. NCBI's taxonomy places the organism in Eukaryota, Fungi, Basidiomycota, Agaricomycetes, Agaricales, Agrocybaceae. Gene Ontology annotation, cellular component: COG complex; membrane. The transcript has 11 exons. The record is from RefSeq and is a predicted model, not a curated record. Gene Ontology annotation, biological process: protein transport; Golgi organization; intra-Golgi vesicle-mediated transport. The coding region runs from base 1 to 2583 and encodes 860 amino acids.